AACAAAUCAAACAAGAAAGAUUGUUAAUUUGAGUACUCAGAAAAUUCACUCUAAUGGAUCAAGAUCAGACAAACUUCAUUUCUUUGUACAACCCUUAAAUACACACACACACACUCUCUCUCUCUCUCUCUCUCUCUCUCUCUCUCUCUCUCUCUCUCUCUCUCUCUCUCUCUCUCUCUCUCUCUUCUAUAUUUUUUUUUGAACAAUGAACAAAUAUUUUAUUAAAAACCAAAAGAAGGUAGUACAUCAUGAAAGAAAGAUGGAGAAUUCAUCCAAACUAAUUUAUUAUCCAUCCUGAUUGCAUGUACUGCUAAUUCAUGAAUACGAACAUAAAUUAGGAACGCCUCAAAAAAAUUAGUAAAUAAAUUAGGAAAAAACUCUAAAAAAGAUAAUAAUUAAUUCAAUACACCAAAUACAUUCUUUUAUUAUGACAUAUAAAAAGUGCAAAAAUAUAAACAAAAACACAAAAUUCAUACACCAAAUGCAUUAUUUUAUUAUGCCAUUAAAAAGUAAACACUAAAAAAACUCAUAAUUCAUGUCAUUUCUACCUUAAAUAGUCUCAAUUCAGCCAACUCCCAACCGAAUGAAGAUCCUGUUAAAAAUUAGUGUCUCAUAGUGUGUUAAACUAAUUUAAAUGUGAUAUAUCAACUAAUUUAAUUUAUAUUAAAUAUGUUAACUAUUUUUAUUGACUCAAUUAAAAGUUUAAUUUUUUAAUAUAAAUUAAAUUAGUUGAUGUGUCACAUUUAAAUUAGUUUUUAAGAGGGGAUCUUAAUUCCUUUCAACCCUAUUAGAAAUUUAGGAAAUUUAAAAAAAAAAACACCAGAAGGUACAGGUGUCGAAUCUCGAUUGGUUAAUGGGACUCCAAUCUUUGCAAGCUCGACGCAGACGAUUAUAGGACCGUUGGAGGCAAACAGGGACGAGACUUGUAACGGCUACUUAGUACUUACCAUUCAAAAAAAAAAAAAAACGGAUACAAUAACAAUAACAAGAGACCACUUGCAAAAUAUAUACAUUAUCAAAUCAAUACAAUUGAUUUUUCCCCCAAAUUCCGAUUAAACAUUUAAUUUUCACUUCCAAAUUUCAACUUCAUUUUCAGUUCCCUCAAUAUUCGCUUCAUCUUUCUCCUGGAAGCAAGCAAGUUCCAGUUUUCUGCCAUGGAUCUUGGCUGCUUAGACAUGGGUUGUACCUCUGUAUCUGAUAAAGUAUCUUCUCUUCACUCUGAUAACAAGGAAAACGACGCCGCCGAACCUCUUACCGCCACUUCAAAGAUUGGAAAGAAUAAGCAUUUCAAAGAGAACAGUCAAUCAAUUAUGGGUUCUCUUAGCAAAUUCACUUCACAAAUUAAGAAGCCUGGGCACCGAAAAGCUUCGCCUAUCAAUUGGUUCCCGCGCAAGAAACCCGAUUCUUACUUGGAUAGAAAAAUUAAAAUGCUGCAGGAAGUAUCUGGCAUGAAUUUGACACUUGAUGAAACUCUAGGUGAUUCUAAUCCACACUACUCAAGGGUACUUAAAGAAAAAAUGGCUGCUAAAGAAGCUGCAAAUAAGGCAAUCGAGGCUCGAAAAGCUGCACUAGUGGAAGCAUCUUGGUGUAGAAUACUCAAAGCUGCUAGGAUCCAAUGUAAAGAAGCUGAAGCACAAUUGGAGAAAGCCGAGAAGUCUGCAGCUGAAGCAUUUGAAACAGCCUUAGCAGUAGGAGUAAUCAUGUACGACAUACCAAACUGCCCUCGGAAGACUUGUCAUGUAGAAACCUCUUCUUCUAGAGAAGGAUCAACCACUCAUGCUGUUACAGCUUCUUUUGAAACUGCAUUUGAGGUUGAUAUUGAAGUAGCUGCAGCGGUAAAAACUGCAUUAGUGAAGCUUGCUAACUGCCCUUCUAUGAAGAAAGAUGAAUUCGAAGAUCUACUUCGAAAAAUCAGUCAGAACCCAGAUACUAAUGAGAAUGACGAGGAACAGUCUGAUUCUCCAAAAAGUGAAUCAAAACUUGAAACAGCUUCUAGAAAAGAUGGUAUAUCUCCAGACUUGGAUCGCAAGACGCCAGUUUCAAAGUUGAGGCAGAGGAAAAGUAAGAGAAGACUGUCGUCUGAAAAGCUUAGCAUGACAAAGCUUGUGAACAUGAUGUUUGAUAGGCUUCAGAGACUGCAAGAAAACGAGCUUUCUUCUCUUGCCACUAUAGUUGCAACUUGUGGUUUAAAUGCUGCCUUAACUGAAAUACAAAACAACAAGCAGGUCGACUCAGUCUCUACUGCCAAUUCUGGUAUAGGAUUGCAGCGAAGACUCUCUUCUUGGGGAGCUGGAAAGCUUGAAACUUUCAAGGAUGGGAAUACCAAAAGAAAGCAAGCGGAACAAGAACUCCCGAGUUUAGACAAGUUUUUAGUUAAGCACGUGACUAAGCUUGAAAGAGAAGUUCAGGAAGCCAGGAAUAACAGACAAAAGGCUUCCAACGUAGGUACAGUGGAGCAUGCCAGUCCUUCUGAUGAGAAAGUUGAUUCAAAUAAUAGUGAAACUUCAUCAUUUGUUAAUGAGAAAAGAUCAGCAGAAAACUGUAAAAUGGGACACAAGAGUUCACGUGGAGAUGAUACAACUUCAUCUGAAGUCAUUCCAGACCUGGGAAGUAUGCUGAUUAAGCGUUCUUCUAAACUUGAAAAGGAAGUUGAAGAAGCAAGGAGAAAUUGCAGCAGAAGAAUAGAAGCACCAAACAAAGCAGCCAUUAGUCGCGUAAAAGAAGAUAUCGCCGAACUCCCCAGUCUUGAUAAGUUCUUAGUGAAACAUGUAUCGAGAUUGGAAAAAGAAGUCCAAGAAGCAAAGAACAGAAGAAAAAAUGACGUGCAUGAAAAAAGUAGUACAACAAAUCCAACAUUAAAUUCUUCUGAUUUAGUCACAGUAGAGUUGGAGAGAAGUUCUAGUCCUGAUUCUGAUGAAGGGCUAAUGGAGAAAGACAAUGCUGACUUAAAUAAGGAAGCUGAAGUGAGCUUGGAGCAAAAUGAAGUUGAUCAAAAUACGAAGGCUCCAACUACAGAGAGUGAAGAUGGUUUAGACAAGGUAAUGGUCAAGAAAGUGCACAGGCUUGAAAUGGAAAAGAUGCAAGCCUUGGUUAACAGUAGAUAUGAUAAACCUCAGAAUAAACAUAGAGGAAAUAUUGUCCCAGAGUACGAAAGCUUGGACAAAGUAUUGAUAAAGCAUGUUUCCAGACUUGAGAAAGAGAAAAUGAAGCUCGUUUCAGAGGAAGAUGCAUCCAUGAAAGUUAUGAAAGUCAAGGCAAAUGUUAAUCCAAAAAUGGCGGAAGCUGGUGGUUUGGACCAAGUAAUGGUUAAACAUAAAUCAAGACUGGAAAUGGAAAAGUUGAACGCUGCCCACAAACCAGAAGAAGACCAUAUUAAAAGCUUUGUCUCUCGUAGAGAAGCAAGGGAGAAGAAGUUAAACGAAGCAUGGGAAGGAUUGAGUUUAGGCAACUCCAUGAGGCCACAUUUGUCAAAACUUGAACGAGAAAAGGUAAAAUGCCAUCUUCUUUGUUUGGAGAUAGAGUUGAUUGUUAUGGUUUUUCCCCCCUAUAGUUACAAAUUGUUUGUACUUUUAUAUAGGCAGCUUGGAUUAAAGCUGAAGAAGAAGAAAGACAAGCAAAGCAUUCUACGGAUUAGUGCUGCAGUAAAUGUAUGUAAUGUAUAUAUGUGUGCAUUUGUUUUUUGUGCUAUUGUGGAGCCUUGUGAUGUAAUUUUUACUAUUACUGUUACAUGUUAGUUCUGUUUGGUAAUUGUGCUGUGUGAGAAUGGUUAUGAAGGAAAUGCUCUUCUACUGAUUCUCAUUGAUGAGUGAAUCUGUUACAUAAAAGAGUUGUUAGAAUGUGUUAGACAAUACAACAGAAACUAUCCAAGAAAUCUAUAGCUAGAGUUUGCUAAGUUGGAUACUAU
This is a messenger RNA of Cannabis sativa, 3904 nucleotides long. RefSeq lists its product as uncharacterized. Bases 1155 to 3734 code for a protein of 859 amino acids. Lineage: Eukaryota; Viridiplantae; Streptophyta; Magnoliopsida; Rosales; Cannabaceae. The record is from RefSeq and is a predicted model, not a curated record. The transcript has 4 exons.